CUUCGACGUUCCUACCAUAUUUAGACUGCUAUCUUAUUGUCACAAUCAGACUGGCACAGUGCCCAUGGGGAACUUUACACCGAGUAUUUGCGGCGCGUCUAUCACCAUAGCAAAGACAAUAGCCGCAGCGCGAUAAUCGACUUUGGUUGACUCACAAGUCCAGUGCAGGAAGCAUGACUUUCUCGAACAGUCUGACCGAGGCCUUUUGUCUGCCUCGAUCUGUUCCCAGCGCCAACUUCUCUCAAUAAAUAUGAGGCGGAGGACAAUCUGAUCAACGUCUCGCUUUACGACCCCCCAGCUGACUGGAGCAGCUGUUGCUUAUUAUUUUUACGGUACGACUCGUCAAGACGGUAUGACUAGCACUCGCACCCGCACCACCCGUCCACCCCUUGCACCAUUGGACCUUUCAACGCUAAGACUACAAGCCCCCUUUAUGAAGUAUUGCCAAUCUCCGACAACCGUACCAAUAAACUCAGUUGUCGAAUGCUUCCUCAGUCCCGACUCACCUUUGGACAGCCGUUCUCGGCGCGUCUAUACAUCCAUGUACCGCACACCCCUCACGCACCACCGCGCACUCCCACUUAGACGACCAACGCAAUGCCGGAGUGCUGAACAGGACGAUAUCGACGAGAUAAUGCGCUUCCUGAGGCGAGUCUCGCAAUGUAUGAUGCAUGUGUACCAGGUGAUCUCGGCGGCUGCAACAUCGGUCUUUCAUGCAACGAUUGCCACCGUCCAAUGGCUUGCUGUCGUUGCUUUUGUAAUCGAGGUGACGAUGUUGAUGAGUUACCCUUCCGUGCGGGGCGACUAUGGAAGUGGCUUCAUACGCCCAAUGGUCGAGCAGUUCACGUCAACGGCUACUGCAACUAGUCAUAUGGAGACCACUACCACACUACAUCCCCGCGCUAGCGAAGCGGCGACUCUGAACUUCCUCUCUGAGCAAAUAGACCAGGCACACAAUUUAUUGACGUUGGUCGAGGGAUUAGGUGACGACGCGUUUUUUGCGUAUCAUCAUACCAAUGUGCAACGUUUUCUAAGCAGGUCCAGGGGCGACUCUCCCUUUGGGGGGAGCAAAACAGAAGUCAAUUCGACUGUCGACUUCAAGGGUCUUGAUUCCACUCUCAUCCCAAACCCUAUCUCUCAUGCCCUAGACGAGGUGAUAUAUCAUUCCAAGCGCAGUCAAACGGCAUUUCUUAUAAGAAGAGGUGCCGCUCGGGAAUCACGUCUAGAUAGCGUGUUCCUACUGGCAACUUCUAAUCUGCUUCUCGAAUACUCGUCCAUCUUAUCAAAAACGGAGGGCAUUAUGCCCGACUUGGAAGCUCUUCAUCACCAGCUAUCACGUAAUCUCCCAAAAGUUUGGGCGAGCAUGCAAAGUCGUGAAGCAGCUGCUCCCAGGCGCUCGAUAUGGGGCGUCUUUGCUGGUCAAAGACUAGAUCCCAGAGCUGUUGAAGAAGAGAGCGUACAGGCCUUCGUAGCGGGCUUGGAGGCUGUCAUUGCCAACCUGCGACAGCUCAAGGCUUACCUGGAAUGGAUCACAAACCAACUAAGUCAACGAACUCUCUUAUCAAGCGGCUCAAUGGUGUCAUCAUCUAGUGACCGUUCCUGUUCAUCUGCACUUAGAGAUCUGUUGGAUCGCGCAAGCAGAUCCUCGACGAAAUCCGGUCGUUGCUGCCGUUGCCCGGACUCUAAUGACUCUCCUACGGCUCCAGCAAGGGUGGAAUUAAAUAUCCCUGGCAGUCGCACACUGCAGACAGCGAGCUGAUUCAUUAGGUGACAUUAAGACUUCAAGACCAGGUAACCUUAGAUUAUAUGCUAAGUAUUCGGCGGUAUGAUACUAUUCGAUUAUUGGGGGUGGUCCGACAUUGUAUUUUGUGUUAUGCUUAUGAUAGAUAGGCUACAAGUGUAGUUAACAAUGGAUCGUGUUUCAUGCUAUUUUAAGGCUCUGUCAUGAGAUCAUCUGUGUCCGAAAUUGAAAUCCGCUGUCCUCAUCC
Suillus paluster is the source of this 1988-nucleotide messenger RNA. RefSeq lists its product as uncharacterized. Lineage: Eukaryota; Fungi; Basidiomycota; Agaricomycetes; Boletales; Suillaceae. The transcript is spliced from 5 exons. The record is from RefSeq and is a predicted model, not a curated record. The coding region runs from base 353 to 1759 and encodes 468 amino acids.